GGUUACACUAAACAGACAUAGUUUUACACUCCAUUAAAGCAACUUUUAAGGAGUUGUAAAGUACUCAUCGUCAAGAAAAUUCGAGUAAUCUUCCCGUUAUUUUCGCAGAGGAGUUAAUCAGAAGACAGGAUACGCGAGAUGACGCAGUCUUUUGUAGAAACAGCGAAGUUUCUUUCUUCAUCGACCUUCGAUCCUCCUCCAUAUCUGAGACCACCAGGCGGACCGUAUGAGACAACAUACACAGCAUCGUUUCAAACUGGCCGGCCGUACACAUCACCUCACUACUCUCUUAGACCUUUAUCGAGGUCUUUUGAAUUUCCUUCCAAGAUAUUGAACGGAUCUUCCACUGGAUUAGAACAUUUACCGUACACAGCCGUCACACAGCGCGCUAUACAUAAAUACACUCCACAGCAAUGGCGAACCUCGAACGUUCUUAAUGUUUCCUCAGGCGAGAAGGAACGAGCGACCGCGGAGAGGCUUCGAGAUGACUGCGCGCGGCUUCGAACAGAGACAGCCCUUCUCACACACCGCACGCAGACAGAUGUCAACAAGAAGCUAGAGCAUCGCAUCCAUGAUAUAACUUACUGGAAGAACGAACUCGAGAAACAACACGCCGAAACGGUCGCCGAGAUCAAGGCCCUUCAGGCGUUUAUCGGUCGCUUGGAGAAGGCCUUAGCAGCAACAGAAAAGCCUUUGAAUGUCGCAAAGCAAUGUCUGGAUUACAGAGAGAGGAGAGUCAAGAUCGAUCUUGUUCAUGAUAAUGUGGAAACGCAUAUCAGCAAGGUACGGAAAUUACUUUGUUUUCAAUUACCCUGGAGCCAGCAUCGAGAAAUUAUGUUUAAUUGUAUCCAUUUAGACCGAGUUAUUGUUUAUUCUUCUUAAUUUUGCUAAUGAUUUUCAAGGGGAUAGUUGAGAUAAAGAAGUUGUGGGCUUUGUUUCAAUGCGCUAUUUCAUAUGUUUUAAGAACUUUUAAAAAUGUUACCUAUGGCUUUGAGAUUAGGAGUGAUGAUUACUAGUCGCGCGAGAAAUCGUUCGUGGUUUAGGGCGACAAUAUAUUUAUCGUCUGACCUCGGUUACGCAGCCUAAAAACACCUUUAGGAUCUAUGAAUAAGCGAUAUUUCUGUGAUAAUAGAUAAUGGCCUUCGUGUCCAAUAUGAUAAUUCUUUGAAUACACGACAAUACCGGCCUUCUGUUUAUAUCAAGAUGUUUUGUUUUCUGUUUCGGUGGUUUGGAGUAGUAAGUUUCGAAGGAAGCAUUCACUGGGUUUUCAAUUUCAAACAAAAUAUUUUUUCUACGAUGAUCUAAGAUAUUUCCCGGUCGAUCUUUUCCUCGUAGUUGUUCAUAUAGUCAAAAGUAAACGGCUCAGUAAGCGUCAGUAACGCUUCCCUAUUGUUUGUACAACGAGGGAAGUUUAAUUUAAUCAGACUGAGCGAGAGUUGAAUAAGCAGGGAACCGUGAUACUUAUGCGAUUUGAGAACUUUUAAAGUACUAGAGUGUAAACAUCUCCUGUCUAUUUUUCAAGUGUUAUUCGAUCGCAGAGAUUGUAUUUAUCGUGAUAGCAGUGAUAAACUUUAACCUGUUAUAACAUGGUCAACGAAUUGGUCACUAUGGCAACCAGCUCUACUUCGCCUGUAGUUUAAUACACUAAGGGUCUGUAAAUGUACUCAUUAUAAGAAACAAUGUCGUUAUAGUUUUGCACGGUUUCUCAAGUCUUUUUGAAAUAAUAUACCGAUCCAACGCUCUAAUUUCGAUGCUAAAACUUUUCGUUUGGUUGAUUCUUACAAUGCUUUGUAUGGAGUCGAAAAAAAACUUAACUACGUUUUAUUUAUUUUUCUUUUAUCUAGGAAGUGGAGAUGAUUGAAAACGUGCGGGCUUUGCUUAAGAAAACAAUGGAUCAAGCCCACGAACAGCUGUGGUAAGUUGUGAGUUUAGAAUUCUUGAGUCUGCCCUAAUUCCACUACACUUGGCAUUGACACUGAGGUCAUCCCACAAAUAUGACAGCUAUUGCGUAAAAUAUUGUCACACACGAUCCAGCCUAAAUUUGUGUUGAUAGAUUAAGAUAUCCCUCAGAUCACGUUUGCAACUAUUACAAUUUCGACUGGUCCGUUGCCAAUUUGGAUGUACAUCGUUGCUGGAAUUGCAGCCAUAUUUUUGACCAUGCGCGUUAUUUCUGCAUUCGGAGUGUAACUUAAUCUCGUUGAGCGCAAAUUUUUGUUUAACAACCUUUCGCCAGCUGAAGAAAAAUCGUUCAUGAAAAGGUCUGAAAAUGGUUGCUCACAUCCUAACAGCAGUAUAUGCAUAUUCUCCAUACUGUUCUCUAUAUAUUUCCGAAGGUACUGACAAAGAGAAUUUGUUUUACAAUCAAAGCUUUUUAAGUUGGUGAUCAUUUUCUUUAUUGUCAUUUACUUGAUGUUUGAUUCAUGGGUGAUGUUAUAAUCACCAUAAUUCGCAAUAGUUGUUAAGCCAAUAGUUAAGCGUUCAUAUAUCUUGAUAUGCUCAAUCAGCAACACAUUCUAUUUCUCUAAGGUUGCUUCGCUCUGCUAAGACUCUGCUGGAAAAAGAUCUUGGCGACAAGUACGGUUCCCUUGGGAUUGACGGGAAAUGCUCCACGCUAACAAACUUCUCUAAGGACAUCCAUUUUGCGCCCCACUCGGUCACGAUCCAACAACAGUAAGUGAACAUGAAUCAUUUGAUUUGAUUUUAUCAACUGGGUUUAUAACGUAAAUUGACCACCAUAAAGAGUUCCAAAGCUGGCGUUUCGAGCCUCAGCCCUUCGCUCUGACUAAGGGCUAAGGCGUGAAACGUCAGCUUUGAAACUCUUAACGGUGGCCAAUUUACAUUAUCAACUCAGUUGAUAAAACCAAAUCACCUUGCUAUACUCCCCCACCGACGCAGCACCACAGAUUCUCUAGAAACGUACCCCCUUUGAACAUGCAUAAUUGCUAGUGUUGUGAACUUGAUGAGCAAUAGUCACGCAACGCAGUCAGAGACUGCGUGACAUACCCGAAGAACUUCCCUUUGCCACAGUUUGCCUAAUGAACUGGUUCCUUUGUCCUUUAGGUCGCAAAUUCAAAUUUUCUGCUAUAUCAGGAACGAGAUAAGCAGACGAAUAAGAGUAAACUUUUCUUAUGACACACGGUUAGAUUUUCAGAACGAAAAUUGGGAAGCAAGCCAUUCUUGACCUCUCUCUUUCAAAAGUCCACUUCUAAAAUGACAUUAAAAAUUUCAAUCGAUCCUUAAACUGUAUGUAACUGUAAAGUAUGUAACUUUUCCUUGAAAUUUAGAGGAACAUUUAGCUGAACGACAACAAGAAGAAGAAGAUUUUACUUGGGAUGAAACACCAAAAUUCUCUUUACUUAUUUAGGAGGGUAUAGCAGCGAGUGGGAGAAUGUAUAAUCAUAUACUGACAGUCUUAAAAUUUGACGGCUUCAAUCAAUUAUGUGAUAUUUGAUACCUCGAAACUUAAACAAAUAAAAACUCUGAGUCUCUCCCUGGGGAUUCGAGCCAAAGACCCUCCGACUUCGUUGUUUCAGACCAUACUACAGAGCUAUAGAGUUCUUCUUAGCUAGCGAAGCCCAAACCAGUUUGCAUGCAACUAAUGUCCUGAUUACUGCAAGGAUCAUCAUGUUAAAAUCCUCCCUAGUUGAAAUUUUUUUUUGUCAAAUAACCCACGCUUAUUUGUUCUUGUGGUAUUCUUCCAGUUCUUUCACUCCAGAUGAAUGGGAGGCCUACUCUUCAGAGAAUAUUGCCAAAGCAGAACGAGAACGCAAGGCAUCGGUGGCUCUGCGAUCAGAGAUUAAUGGAAUCUUGAUGCAGACUUAUGUCGACCUGAGGAACAUCUUUGAGACUGUUAACAAUGAAUUCAGCAAGCGUAUUGAGGAGACGGUGACUGCUAAGAGAUCGCUCGAGAAAGAAUUGGCCAGGGUUAGUGUUUCCUAUACUUUACACUGCAUUGUGGUUAAGUGUCGUAAAAAAAUAAACGCAGGGUAAUCAAAGUGUCCAAUCAGAACCCAGGAAAAUAUGACAAGGUGCCAGUGAGACUCAGGCGCAAUUUAAAACAUAUAAAAGCUUUUAUUUUGAACGUUAAACAAUAUUGACCACUUUUCACGAUUGCGGGACCAAGAAAAUCUCAGUCCAUGUGAAACUUCCAACCUCAACCUCUCUGUGUCUGCGAGGAUCAGAAAUGUCAAACAGUUCAAAGUGGAGACGGAGUAAGGUGGCUGUGAAUUUAAAUUUCAUUUUUUUUAGAGCUAAACCUGAAUUGCUCUAUCAUAGGUUAUGGAUGAAAUAGCGUCUAUGGAGAACAACGUCCGUGAUCUCAGGCAAGCCAUUGCAGACAAAGAGAACCCACUUAAAGUUGCCCAUACUCGCUUAGACAAGCGUUCUUUGAGACCCAAUGUCGAGCUUUGCAGAGAUCCUGUACAGUACCGACUGGUUGGAGAGGUUGGCGAGAUCAACGUCUCAAUAGACCGUCUGCGCAUGCGUUUGGCUGAAGCCGAGGCCUCCCUCAUGGCUUUGCUGAGGAACAAGGAGCGCCUGGAAGAUGAUAUUGAAGUGAAGACCAACAGCCUUUUUAUUGACCGUGAUCAGUGCAUGGUCAUUAGGCAGCAAGUCCGCCAUAUUUCUCACUAAAGAAACUGUUACGUAACUGUGGCAACAGAUAAUCUGAAAAGGACAAAGAACUCUUAAGAGAUAUGUGGAGAUUUUUUUAUAGGGCAUUUUAUUUAAAAGCAAAAUUAAAUUACUUUCGAUUCUGGAAAUGGAAUUUUGGAACUGAGAUUUUAAUAGAAAUUUUCCUUUGUCCCGUUUGCCAUUUUAAAAUGUGGUCCGGUUGAAGUAAAAUUUUGAAUCGUUUGAAUCUUCAACAUCUUUUAUUCUUUCAUUUGCGUACCUGAAUGUUCCUUUUAAGACAGGAUUGUAACAGAUAUUUGCUUCUAUUUCACUUUGAUUUAUAUGGAAAAGAAAAGAAUAGAAUACUGGAUUCAGGUUCUUAGGUGAAAUUUCUGUUGUGUUAUUCAUAUACGCGUGUGUGAUUCUACAAAAUAUUUGCACCUCUAGAAAACACGUCAAUUAAUAUAUUAAUACCUUUUGCACUGGUUGUUAAAUGAGAUGUGAUAAUUUAAAUAAGAACCAGCAAGAGAACAGAUAAAUCAUAAAGGAAGCUUGUUUGUUAAAUAACCGAAUAAGAUUCAUUAAACUCCCCGGUGAAUUUCAAACAGGAAAGAGUGACGCGCAUUGGGUCAAACAUAACUCUGGGGAGGGGGAGAGAGUAUGCGAGUGUCUGAGAAUUUAUUUUAAAGAGAGACAGUGAAAGUAUUUCUUAGUGUAGUGAAAAGAAUAGAAUCAGAAGACAGUACUAAUAUUCUGCUUGUAAAUACCUUAAUACUUCUGCAAUAAAUCACUUUUUAUCACUA
Pocillopora meandrina is the source of this 5414-nucleotide messenger RNA. The record is from the annotation of a GenBank genome assembly. NCBI's taxonomy places the organism in Eukaryota, Metazoa, Cnidaria, Anthozoa, Scleractinia, Pocilloporidae.